Messenger RNA from Cordyceps militaris CM01, 4779 nucleotides. Its product is annotated as UDP-N-acetylglucosaminyltransferase. Bases 1 to 4779 code for a protein of 1592 amino acids. Gene Ontology annotation, biological process: protein O-linked glycosylation. The transcript has 7 exons. The record is from RefSeq and is a predicted model, not a curated record. Gene Ontology annotation, molecular function: protein binding; glycosyltransferase activity. Lineage: Eukaryota; Fungi; Ascomycota; Sordariomycetes; Hypocreales; Cordycipitaceae.
AUGUUGCCAUUAUUGCAGACGCACCGGCAGACGGUGCCGACCGCGAACCUCGAUCGUAUACCCCACCCGGUUAACGGACAACCUGUACACGACGAACGGCUUCGACAAGAAGUCGGCCCAUAUCAACAACGAUCAUUUCCCAUAAGAACACUCCACUCGCACACGCAUUUCUCUGGUAAUAGCUCCUACAAUGUGAACGCAUCGCACAGAGCUCGUGAACACCAGCUACGGCGAAAGACUCCGAAUGGAACGAUUGAUGCUGGCUACGAUGGAUCCUCUACGAAGUCAUAUAGUGGGGAGCCGCCGUUGAAGCAGCUGGCUCUUCCCAGUCAACCUGUCAACACGCUUGAACAUCCUUUGCCCAAUGUUCGAUCUUAUCACCCAAACCAUAUGGUGGAUAUCGCAAGCACCAGUGUGCCAUUACCAGCAGCACCUUGGCGCCCACCGGGUUAUCCUGUUGGGCCAAGUUAUCAGUCAUCUUCGCAGCAACCUGCUGCACCAUUUGCGAGUGUCUAUCAGCCAGUCAUUCGAGCCAAUGAAUAUAAUGUCCGAGCAUUUUGUCCGCCACCGCCAUCAUUAGUAGGCGGCCUGACGCUUGGGCAACUUUAUUGGCAGCAAGGUCUAUCUGUUUGGGAUUAUCCAUCAGCACAAUGCGCCAGCGCAGUGCCGCGUGCUGCAUAUCCAGCGGUACCCAAUUCAGAGUAUACGCCAAAUCUAAUGGAUUCCUUCCUUCCUGCGUCGAAUCACACCCUGGCCUACUCACUGCAGGGCUCUAAGCCCAAAGUCCACAGCGCAUACGCAUUGAACCAUGUCAACUACAACACUCACUCAGACUUCAAGGAUAAAACUCUCUCUCAGGCUUACCGCUGCUAUACCAGUCUUGUCGGUCAUAUCCAGGCAACUGCGAGAGCAAGCAUAAACAAGGACUACCCCGGUGCAGAUCAUGCAUCAUCAAAGCAUCUGAUAUUUCCAAAGCCUCCCAGGCCAAGGCGAGAGAGCAAUGGCUUGAAUAGAAACCUUCGAUACACUCCUGCUCCCGGUAGAAUCUUGCCGUCGGCAUAUUUUCACUCAGUUGCGGCACACGGUCAUCAUGAUUCAUCCGUUCAACAACCCAGCAGACACGUUAUGUUCGCUGGAGUGGAUCAGUUUCGCGCUUUACAAAGUGUACCGAAUGGGCACAUUCCGCUGAUUGAUUAUUUUGAUAUGACUAGCCAUGGUGUACCCUCAGUGAAUGACGCUAGAUCUUCCCUGGAUAUCCUUAAACACCUUUGUGAGCAAAGCCAGUGGACCUGGGUCGAAGGCAUGCUUGUAUUGGGCUGCCUUCAAUAUGCUGUGCAGCAGUAUACAGAUGCUCUUCAAUGCUUUUCAAGAAUAACUAUAUUGGAUCCCAGCCACACUGAAGCAUUGGCAAACAUGGCUGCUUCAUAUUAUUGUCUGGGUCGCCAUGAAGAGGCAGAACAGCACUGGCUCCGCGCAGUACACCAAAGGCCCGGCUACCUGGAGGCUGUUGAGCAUCUGGUUGGACUUCUGUACAAGAAGCGCAGUGAAGAAGCAAUUGACAUUGUGUGCUAUGUUCAAAAUGCGCUCGCAGAUACCGGUCGUCAUACGCACACAGUCGUCAACUCUCGUGGCGAUCCCGCAGAUCACAGGUUUGACUCUCAGAUGGCCACUGGGCACUUAACCCGACAACCAGAUGACUUCUCCUCGGGAGGCUUUGGCUCCAGUGGCUAUAGUCUACCUGGAAGCGAGAACGGUCGAAUUCUUGCCUUGAUACAUGCAAAAGGCACUAUGCUCUAUGGAUUGAAAGAUGUGGAUGGCGCUGCUCGGGCUUUCGAAGAAGCGGUAUUGAUCAGCGUCGGACGGAGUAUUAAGGGAAUCCGCGAGCUUGUUCGCGGCAUCCGCGACUCCCUCUCUCCCGUGGCCCCUCCCGCGACUGCUGCGCAGCCACUGUUGCUUACUCCUGACAAGGCCCGCCAUGCGGCUCGCCUUCUAUUUGGCGGCGAUGGCGAGCUCCCUGGACUACGAUGGGUGAACGAUCUCACGCCCAGAAGAGCGGCCGUCCAAACUACAAGUAACUCGCUCCUAUCAUUAGCGAAAAUAUUUCAAGACUCUAUGGCUAGUGGUUCGACGGUCUCUGCAUUAGCACGACCGUCAUCUGGCGUUGGCGAUAUUCUAGCUCUAUACUAUCUCUCAUUGUCGCUACAGGAGAGCCCGUCGACCGCCAAUAAUGUGGGUAUUCUGCUUGCCGGUAUACCUCAGACCGCGUCAAAUCUCGACAGUGCGGCGUCAUUGCAUCUACAAACGAGCUUCCCAGGGAUACUUCCGGGGAGCGGCUUAUCUCUUGCACUUUCUUACUACAAUUAUGGACUUCGCUUGGAUCCAAAGCACGUCCAUCUACACACCAAUCUUGGCAGCUUGCUGAAGGACGUUGGGCAACUCGAUCUCGCCAUUCGAAUGUACGAACGCGCUGUUGCGUGCGAUGGAACUUUUGACAUUGCAUUAACAAACCUUGCCAACGCUGUCAAAGACAAGGGUAGGAUAAGUGAGGCAAUUGGCUAUUAUCGUCGAGCUGUUGCCGCCAAUCCCGGGUUUGCUGAAGCCGUGUGCGGGUUAUUCACGGCGCUCAAUUCUGUCUGCGACUGGAAAGGUCGUGGCGGUGUCUAUUUAUACUUGGGAAAGUAUGACAGAUGGCAUGUUGACGAUGACGGUCGAUUACUUGAUGCAGAGAUCACUAAGACUGCAUCUGGCCUUAGUCAACGUGUGACUGACAUUGUUCGUCAACAGCUCGAUGAUGCCUCGCAAUGGGGCCGGGAUAUUAUCGAUAAAUCGUUUAUUCGACUGUUGACACAGAGUCUCUCCCAUCUCGGUCCAAAUGCCUCACUCGAUCUCGAGAAGAAUUUACAGAAAUGGAGUGGUUCCCGAUGGGCCGGCUCACGGCUGGUACGACUCAUUGAAAGAGCUACAAAGGUUUUACUUCGAAAAUGGUAUCUUGACCAGCACAUCCUACCUAAUAGGACAAGAAUCACGUACGCUCGGCCCCGGCUUCCACCAUCCCUGACCGUACCAUCGGCACCAACUGUUCUCCCUUUUCAUACCUUUACUUCUCCAUUGACGGCCAAAGAAGUAAGGGCUAUUUCGCAGCGAAAUGCAAUGCGUAUAUCUUGUGCUACAUUGCGUGCGCCGUGGCUUCCCGAGACCAUACUACCUCCACCGGCACCACCUGGCUCCUGUCUUAACGUUGGAUACGUCUCCUCCGAUUUUAAUAACCACCCAUUAGCGCAUUUGAUGCAGUCAGUUUUUGGCUUUCACGAUGCGACACGAGUACGGGCUUUCUGUUAUGCAACAACAUCGAGUGACAAAUCUAGCUACCGUGCACGAAUUGAAAAGGAGGCGCCUGUUUUUAGGGAUGUCAGCAGCUGGACACCAGAGCGCUUGAUAAAGCAAAUCAGCAAUGAUGGUAUUCAUAUUCUGGUAAAUCUCAAUGGUUAUACUCGAGGUGCUCGCAACGAGAUUUUUGCUGCACGGCCCGCUCCAAUCCAAAUGUCUUUUAUGGGCUUUGCAGGCACCCUUGGGGCGGAAUGGUGUGACUACAUUCUCGCAGAUACAACGGCUAUACCACCAAGCACCUUGCGCCCGUGGCGUCAGAAUCAAACACUGGAAGACAUUUUUCAUGAUGACUCCGAGGCCGAUUCCGGGGAGUGGAUGUACACGGAGAACAUCAUCUUCUGUCGUGAUACAUUCUUUUGUUGUGAUCACGCUCAAUCGUCGCCUGCCACGGAAAGGGGUAUGACCUGGGCCGAUGAGCAAAGUCGGCGAUGGUCAAUGCGAAAGGAACUGUUCCCUGAUCUACAAGAAGACAGAGUCAUACUAGCGAACUUCAAUCAGCUCUAUAAGAUUGACCCAAGCACAUUCAGGUCCUGGCUCAGAAUAUUGGCACAGGUACCAAAAGCAGUACUCUGGCUUCUCCGCUUUCCAGAAGCUGGCGAAGCAAACCUGCGGAGGACAGCAGAACUAUGGGCAGGUCCCGAAGUGGCAAGCCGUUUGAUAUUUACUGAUGUUGCUCAAAAGAGUCAGCACAUCUCACGUGCCCGGAUUUGCGAUUUGUUCCUCGACACCCCGGAGUGCAAUGCCCAUACUACUGCAGCAGAUGUGCUUUGGUCUAGCACACCGUUACUUACCUUCCCUCGCUACCCGUAUAAGAUGUGUUCUCGAAUGGCAGCGUCCAUUUUAAGAGGGGCAUUGCCGAAAUCGCCCGAGGGACGACACGCUGCCGGGGAACUCAUUGCCACGUCCGAAAAAAGGUACGAGAAAGUGGCUAUUGAUCUAGCUGGCGGGCUGUCAUAUUCACUUACAUCCUCCGGGGGGGUUGCGGGUAGUGGUCGACUGGCGGAGCUGCGUAAACUGCUAUGGCAUAGCAAGUGGACAUGCGGUCUUUUCGAUACUCGUCGAUGGGUCCGAGACGUCGAAACUGCCUACGAGGAGGCAUGGAAGCGUUGGGAAAAGGGAGAGGCGAAUGUUAUGCACCGAAUCUGUUGGUUUUUCCCUGCUUUCUGGCACCUGGAGCCUGCCUACAAGCAUAUCACAAAGUUCAUCAUGCUUGCCCCUUCAUGGGGCCAAUAUCCCACACAUCAGGAUGCGCUGCAGAAAGGUGUAUUUGUUAAGGUGGCCUUGUCAACACAACUACGCACCAAAUCGGUCCGGUAUUGCUCAGCUACUGGCGCCCAACAAAAACCGCGCCAAUCCACCGCCGCCGCCACCGCUGCUAGAAAAGUUGUAUGA